UUCAUACUGCUGGUCGGCGUCGCAGUUUUUUACUUUUGUUUGAAUUUUAAAUUGAAUAAAAAUUGAAUAAUAAUUUAGCAAAUAAAAUAGCCAUUUAAAUUCGUUGCGUCAAGUGUUACAUAUUGUGUUACUAAUACGUCCCACGCAUAACAUAACCCGCAAAAGAAAAUAAACAAAUGCAGUGUAAUACACAGCUUGUGGCCGCGUCAUGUGUCAUAGCGGUAUUGAUGUCGACGGCGCAGGCAGGACUGCAGCCAGGUGGCAAGAUAAUCGAACUGGACGAGGAUAAUUGGCAUUUGAUGCUCAAGGGAGAAUGGAUGAUUGAAUUCGUCAAAGAUGGCGAAUUCCGUCCGUAUCGUGGAGCCCGCGACGGGGACGCUCUGCUGUACUUUGUGAAGAAGCAGCAGUGGCAGAAAAUUGAGCCGCUAUCCGCCUGGAAGAAGCCCGAUACCAUACACAUGUCCGUGCUUUCCUAUUUCUUCAAACUGUCGCACACCCUGAAGCACACGCAAAAACUCUUUAAGGACUUCAACGGACGCCUUCAAGAGGAAUACGGACUGCCCACAUGGGGCUCCUAUGCUCUGUUUGCAAUCGCCACCAUAUUCCUUGGAGCUGCAUUGGGACUGCUGCUGGUGUGCCUUGUGGACUUUGUGUAUCCACCCAAGAAAUCGCAGCGACAAAGCUUCUCCGAGUCUAAGGAUAAUCUAGCUGAGGGCGUUGAAGAUCUGGCCACCGAGGAAAUCGAAGAUGAUGGCGAGGCUGACGACGAUGAUGAUGAGGAGCAGCAGCGUGACAGCGUCGACAAAGAAGAGCCGGAAGACGAGAAGGAGGACGAUAAAGCUGAUGAUGAUGGUGAGUCGGAGAAGACCGACAAAGAAGUAGCGAAGCAGGGCGGCGAUGCCGUGCCAGAAAAACUCGAAAAGACAGAGCAAGUGCGAAAGCGCAAACCUCGUAAGGCGGAUUAGAUCCAGUCGGUCUCAGUAAUUGGACCAGCAGCAAAAGACUAACAAACUGAAAUAGAAUCGAGAAAAAUAGCAUUUUUCAAA
Molecule: messenger RNA, 1046 nt
Organism: Drosophila miranda
Lineage: Eukaryota; Metazoa; Arthropoda; Insecta; Diptera; Drosophilidae
Product: thioredoxin-related transmembrane protein 1-like
Exons: 3
Coding region: 177-965 (262 amino acids)
Source: RefSeq, a predicted model, not a curated record